Macrobrachium nipponense is the source of this 764-nucleotide messenger RNA. RefSeq names its product 28 kDa heat- and acid-stable phosphoprotein-like. Gene Ontology annotation, molecular function: RNA binding. The record is from RefSeq and is a predicted model, not a curated record. NCBI's taxonomy places the organism in Eukaryota, Metazoa, Arthropoda, Malacostraca, Decapoda, Palaemonidae. Bases 10 to 636 code for a protein of 208 amino acids. The transcript is spliced from 4 exons. Gene Ontology annotation, cellular component: cytosol.
UUUUGUUUUAUGUACAGUACAGUACUUAGUUACUUAAUGAGACUGAUUUAUUUCAUUAUUUCAGGAAAGCAUAAGGGUGGACGUCGUCAGUUCACAAACUUUGAGGCCUUAGAGGAGCAAAAGAAAAAAGAAGAGAAGGAAAAGCAGUGGAGAAAAACCCAGGGCGAGACAGACAGUGAAGAGGAGGGAGAAGGAGAAGAGAAGUCAAGCGCUAGCUCAGAAGAGUCCGGGAGUGAAGAAGAAGAAGAAGGAGAGGGAGAGGAUGAUCAGAAGGAAAGGAAACCCAAAGGAGUUGCUGCUUUAAUUGAGACAGAAAAUCCUAACCGUGUAGUAAAUAAGACCAAGAAAGUUACUGAGUUAAGCACAACAACUAGUGGGGCGGCUGCUGGAAAACCUCAACUUUCUCGUCGUGAAAGAGAAGAAAUUGAAAAGCAAAGAGCCACAGCUCAUUAUCGCAAAAUGCAUGCUGAAGGAAAAACAGAGGAGGCAAGGUCUGAUUUGGCGCGUCUAGCAAUCAUCAGACAACAGAGAGAAGAAGCAGCAAAAAAGAAGGAAGAGGAAAGGAUUGCACGCGAGGAAGCUGCAGCUGCAAAGAAAGAGAAGAUGGCCAGGGCGUUAAACAAGAAAAGGAGUUGAUCGUUUCCAAAUCAUAGAUGUAUGACUUGAUGUAUCACGUUAGAUGUUUAAAUGACAGCUUUUAGCUAUAGCACUACAGGCAAUUGGCUUUGUGCAGAAUUUUAACUGCUAAGGUUUCCUAAGCAUUU